AUGCGAGGUUGGCUGGACAAGUGGAGGGAGCAGGUGAAGGGAGGAAGCGGGGAGACACAUAAGUCUAUCGGGCAUGAGGAGAAGAGUUCGGUCAAAGACGAUCACCAAACACCGAGUUCUGAGUCAGGAGUACUAGGGGGAGGGGGAGGGGGACGGGAAGGUGAAGAUGGUAGUGGAAGCGGAGGACAGCAUGAAGUAGCCGACGAAGACAAGAAGAAGAGAAAAGACAGCAUUGCAGUGGAGGACAUGGCAUGGGGCAACGGCAUGCUGUGCCCAUAUUGCUCUAUUCCAUCCUUCAUCGCACGAUGCUGCAAGCUGAGGAGCAGCGAGCCUCUUCGAUGGUCGCAUGCACAAGUGCUGGAAGCGCUUGAUGUGCUCAGCACACACAGGCAUGCUCUGGCGAGACAACUAGGAAGCCUCCCUGGCAAGGAAGACAAAGCCGGAGGGAAGCUUAGGUUUUGCUUCGAAACCCAGCAGGUGGACGGGGAAAAGAUGUUUGCAACGGCGAUGGGCAAGGAAGCUGAUGCCAAGACGUUCAACCGGUUCGUCCUUGACCAACGCAUGAAGACGUGGGGCGUUCAGGUCUCAGACCAUCGCGCUCUCAUCACCUCCUUUGCCGUCCUUCUAUGCCGCCCGGAGUAUCGGAGGAUCUUCAGCGUGGAAGGGAGCGAGCUAGAGUCCUCCCACCCGAGGAUGCAGUGCCUGGUCCACUUCGUCCGCUCUCCCUCCAGCUUCGGCAUCAAAGUCGAUUUUCAGCCGUCGGAAGUCGCAAACAUUCAGUUCAUGGCAAUCGAAGAGCUUUGCAGGCUGUUGGAGCGCGAGGCCGCAAGGCAGAAACUUCUUCGGACAGAUUCGAGUCUUCUUGACCUCCUCCUGCUGAUUGUCAGCUGUCAGAGCAGCGACAGGCCCCCAACAGACCAGAAGUCCAACGAUCAAUUGCAUCAGCAUCUGCAUGAAGAAAGGUUCCUGGUGGCCACGCUUGCGGGGCUUGAGAGGAUAGCGCUCGACGGCAGCAAUGGGGUUGUGCUGGUCAGCAAAGGGUUCCAUACCUUCGUAAUCUCCUCUCUUGGCUCAUCGGGUGAGAAUGGCAGCGGGGACCGAGGGUAUGUGACGGGUUUCCCAGCCAUGGCGAUGGAUUUCCUGCUCAAGGCGAACAUAUUCCGUGGGAGAUCCAUAUCGCUCUCGUUGUUGCAGACUAUGCAAUCUUCUCUCCUCACGAUCCUCAACGGCAUCGCGCAGACAGAGCGGGCGAGAAGGAAUCUCCUUGAAGCAGGUGGUGAGGAAGCUGUCAGAGGGUGCUCGAGAAGGUGCGACGAGUCUGGUCCAUCGGAGCGGAGGGCUGGCAGAGCCUCGUCGAGCUUUGAGCUGGGCGUGUUGAAACAGCUGGAGGAGACGCUGAAGACUGUCCUGCUGGCCUCCUCGGAAGACUACUUGAUGAGCAUGAGGCUGCUAGCUUCCGUUGUCGUGCUCAAGUUGUCAAGGAGCUGCGGAGUUGACUGCAUCGAAAACAAAGGAGGAGGAGGAGUAGACGGAGGAGGAGGAGGAGGAGGAGCAGAGGAAGGGGAGGAGGAGGAGAUCAGCUUGCUUUCCUUGAAAGCGUUGAUGAAGGCGGCGGAUGAGUCGUCGGACCUGCAAAGAUCUCUACAAGGAGGGAGCGGAGGUCAGCCAGUCCGCCAUAGGAAGGAAGGAUUAUCGUCGAUGAUGCUCAAUCUCUUGCAGGCGGUCAGAAAUUUCUGCCUGAGCUCGGGGCUCGGGGCCGUUCUGGUGCAAGACGGUUUGCUCGUUCAUCUCGGAAAGUUUGUGGAGAGCGAGGAGAAGUUGAUACAGCAGGAAUGUGCUGCCGUCUUGUACAACCUGCAGAUUUCUUUGACUCCUGUUCACAAUCAGUUCCACUCUCUGCCCUUUCAGCAGUUUGGUUUUAAGUCGUCUGCAAGGCAAGCUUGA
Messenger RNA from Guillardia theta CCMP2712, 1944 nucleotides. RefSeq lists its product as hypothetical. Lineage: Eukaryota; Cryptophyceae; Pyrenomonadales; Geminigeraceae. The coding region runs from base 1 to 1944 and encodes 647 amino acids. The transcript is spliced from 14 exons. The record is from RefSeq and is a predicted model, not a curated record.